Molecule: messenger RNA, 3104 nt
Organism: Stylophora pistillata
Lineage: Eukaryota; Metazoa; Cnidaria; Anthozoa; Scleractinia; Pocilloporidae
Product: neuroligin-4, X-linked
Source: RefSeq, a predicted model, not a curated record
AUCUAAACAGAACCAAAAAUUUGUUCGCGGCGGAUAUCGCAGCCAUAAAAGGUGUUUUGGCGAAUGCAUCCACUUUAAAGUGGAUUUAGCACAUUCGACUUGUGUCAUUUAGAUAUCCUCCUCCGCAAUGCCUGCAAAUUAAGAACUGAAGGGAUAUAUUCAAAAUGAUCUGGAUUACACAAGAGAAGAGCUGGUCGAUUGUGGUCUUCAUUGUGGUCGAGUGCUUUUCAUUUGGAAUCACAAACCUUUCCGGCAGAGUAAUCGUUGAAACUCAGUAUGGCAAAAUUCUCGGAAAAACGACGCGUUUUUCGAAUGAAAUUGGCGAAUUUCAAUCCGUUAACUCAUUUUUUGGAGUUCCUUUUGCCUCACCGCCAGUGAAUCAACUUCGAUUUAAACCGCCCCAACCCCCAGCUGCAUGGAAGCCUCGAACAUACAAUGCAACCUUUUUCAGGAACGUUUGCCCGCAAAAUUAUUCUUCUUACUUUGAAAGGUCCAUUCGCAAUGUUUGGCCGGAAUUUUCUUGGGAAAAUGACUCAAAUGAAGACUGCCUGCAUUUGAAUAUUUUCACUCCAGGAAAAAAGCCAUCAAGUGCGAGUCGUUUUCAUCCUGUUAUAAUGUUUAUUCACGGAGGGAGUUAUGUAUAUGGGACAACUGCUCGUGACACCACACCCGGAGAGGUACUGCCCCGCUUGGGCGUUGUCCUCGUCACGAUCCAGUACCGCCUUGGUCCUUUUGGCUUUAUGACUGCUGGUGAUGGUGUUGCGCGUGGAAACUGGGGAAUGUUAGAUCAAUUAGAGGCCCUUAAGUGGAUAAAAGAAAACAUCGAGGUAUUUGGGGGAGAUCCGAAAAGAGUCACCAUAUUAGGGGUGAGCUCCGGUGGGGCCAGUGUUGGCCUGCACAUCUUGUCACCACUCUCAGAGGGACUUUUUCAUCGAGCCAUAACCGAGAGUGGCGUGGAAUUUUCGCCAUUUGCCUUUAAUUCAGUGAAAAAAGCUGUUGAAAAGACUAACAUCACAGCAGAGAAGCUUAACUGUGAUACGACCAGUAGUAAAAGCAUGAUGGAUUGUCUUCGGAACAAAAGCGCUGAGAGUUUCAUCGAGAAAUUUGAAUGGCAAAACACAGGGCCGGUCAUUGACAGCUACUUCAUUUAUGAUACACCAGAGAAUCUUCGUGGAUCUGGAAAAUUCUCCAAGGUUCCCCUCAUAAGUGGUUUUAACAGUCAUGAAGGCGCGCACAACACCCCCCCGGAAUUAUAUCCUCCAAAAGAAAUUACGCCUUCUGACUUUAGAGAAUUUAUCGACUCCUUCGUGGAAAAAGAGAGACUGCAUAAUAACAAAACCACUGGGAUUAUAGAGGAUGCAAUUGAAUUCCAGUACACUCCUUGGAGUAAAACGCCUAACUCACCCUCCCUCCGUCAAGAAAUCGUCAACAUUCAGUCAGACUACUUCGUGGCAGCCCCCACUCUGGAGGUGCUGGGGAUCCAUAGCGCGCAUGCCGACGCUUACAUGUUUGAGUUCAACCACAGGUCUACAGAAACUGGUACGGAUGCCUGGAAGGGGGUAGCACAUGGGGAUAACACGCCCUACGUGUUUGGUGCGCCAUUUCUGAACAGCAGCGCCUUGAACUUCACAGAUGAAGAUCGGAAUGUAAGUCACUUAAUCAUGGAACUUUAUGCGAACUUUGCCAAGCACGGGAACCCUACACCUCACCAGGUACGUGGGCUUGUCUGGGACAGGUUCAACUUGAGCAGUAAGUUGUAUUUACGUAUCAACAACAGAUCUCAGAUGGAAGCUUUCUAUGAACCACGUAGAAUGGCGUUUUGGAACAACUACUAUCCAAAGAUACUGAACUUUACAAAACCAGGAUCGCUUGCGAAAUACAACGAGGAAGAUGUAAGACCCGCGAACAACUCGGGAAACCAUACCACAUGCACAAACAUUGGUGUGAAACUAUGCUUAGACCCAGGCUUCCUCGGAUUUUUUGCAUCUGUCCUUCUUUUUGCGUUGCCAGGUGUUUUUCGCUGAUUUUGAAAUUCUGCUGUAAACAACCACCAAGGUGAAACAGAAUUAUUCGUUUAUUAAAAAGUGGUUGUGGUUUAUUUUCUCAAGGGCAACGAGUUUGCAGGACUUUAUUGUCAAAAACCAUUCGCAAUGGCUCUUGAAGAGCCCAAAUACUUUUGAAUUUAUUUGGAACUGCGCAGAGCUAAAACCAGAAGUCACUGAACUGUACAAUGCUGGAAAUACUGGAACACGAGCAAGCGAUGUACAUUGUUAUUAACUGAAUACAAAUAAUUUAUUCGGACAAUUUUGACAAAUUUCUAUCCUCGUUGUCCGUAUAUGACAUCAUGCAUAUUUUCCUAUCUGUAUAAUCCUGGUUUUAGUAUGUACAUCUCAUGUUUUGUUCGUUGGAUCUCUAUGAAAGACUUAAACUACUUGCUAGUUAUAAAAAUGUAUUUCGGGAACAUUUACCCACAAGGGAAAUACCGCGCCUUAACGUUUUGCAUUCUGACUGGCUGUAGUUGUGGCUUCACCAGAAAUUUAAAUUUCGAAAUUUUAAGGAAAGAGCUUCCUGGUGGAGUUUUAAAAAUUGAACUGCGCUCUUACUUUUUCAUCGUAAUUACCAACCUUUGCAUGAAAAACUGAAAUGUUCAGAGAGUGAAGACAUUAUUACUGAUGCGAUCUUAUUAUCAACUUUAAUUAAAUUGUUACUCACAUGCAUUCAAAAGAAAUCUACACGUUAAAUUAUUUCUCAAAACCAAUGUACCUACUUAUCUUUUUUUCUCUGUUGGUUUUAAACUUUUUUUCCGGUCGCACGAACAUUAACUAUCUGCGCGGACGAUUUCUUACAAACUAAAGCCAAAUUAUGCGCUAGGUAAACGAGGUUCAGUUGAGUUGACAAGAAUACAUUCUGUAAAAAUACUAGAAACACUAUAAAUGAGAUAAAUACGAAAGCAAAAGACACAAACAGUAAAUUAUUGGGUGAACGAUCUGCACUGACGCCAUGUUUCACAUUCGAAAUUUCAUUUAAAUUUGAGUUCAGUGUUUCAGUUUUUUCGGAUAUAAUUGUUAACGUAAACAGGCCUUUUUUUUGUCGAUAAAAUUCCA